CCAAGAGAACACCAUGAACCAAUCUGAUCUCACUGGACAGCAGGAGACACAGCAACCAUUCAAACCUCCAGAUUUAACUCAGAAAAUACAGUCUGCCCUUCGCUUGUUCAUCAAAUCCUAUGAAGACAGCAGAGAUGGAGAGAACAUCAAGUUCAUAGCAGCAGUUAUACCAGAUAUCAGUGUUCCUGGAUCCUCCAUUCGUCUGUAUCAACAAGGCAGUCUCAUCACCACCAACUUCCAGCUGGGAUUAAAACCUGAUACAUUCCAGGUAGCAGAGGUAAAACAGAGCUGUGUCCUCCUGAAGUUUCCAAGGUCAACCAUCAGAAGACCUGAGAGGUACAGAGUAGAGUACAGAGUCAUGACUACUGGUGUUAGCAAGGUUAGCAAACGGCCAUGGAAUGUAGUAGACACCCUGGCUCCUGCAGAAACCUGUCUGGUGCCACGUUUGAAACCGUUCGCACUGUACCAGAUCAGGUACUCUGUUAUAGAACACUCUGGUAUGAGUGACUUCAGCAAGGUCAUCGAGGUCAUGACCCUGAGAUCCCCACCUGAACAGCUGUUUGUGAGCCGGCUGCUGAACAAAACAAAGGAAACCGUCGAAGUGACUUGGCUCCAGCCUGAGUCUGAAGACGGUGCCUCUGUACUCCACUACAAAGUAGACUAUAAAGAGGCAGGACUGGAGGGCUGGUCUACCAUGGUAACAGAGGGACCUGAAUGUAAAUGCAUCAUAACUCCAAACCGCAGUACCUGCUACAGAGUCAGAGUGUCAGCUGUCUAUGGAGAAGGAGACACCAGUGAAACCACCAGAGAGACAGAUGUCCCAGUCAAUGUCUGGUAUUUAGACCUCUCAGAGAGAAAGGCCUCCCUCCUCCUAGAAGUGCUGAAACUCCAACCAGAGAAGAAACCAGUUGAGCUGAAGGGCUGGUCAAAUGAAGAGAGUGAAGUGAGGAGUUUCCUUCAGUGUCUGUCCUACAUCUCACAGCUGAGCUGUGAUGAUGACAGGUUCUUCCAGACUGUGUGUGAAUCCAUCCCUGUGAGGUCCAGAGAAGAGGACCAGCAGUUGGCCUCUCUCCUCCAGGCCUUGGGCUCCACCCUGUCACUGGGAGGAGAGUUACCCAGGAAAACCUGCAGGUCUGUGGGGAGAGUCCUGGGUCUCUGUGCCUCCAGAGUGGACCUCACUCUCACCCCCAGCAAGAUCUCUCUCAAAGGAGCCGCACUUCUUUUGAGACAUGAGUCAAAGCUCCACAAGCUCAGGCUGAGUGUGGGUAUGGCAGUGAAACUGUCCAGACUGGUUAGGAGGACAGGGAGAGGUUCUACUCCACUGACUGUCCCAGAACUCUCCCUGGUCCUAAAGAGCAGCCAGCCACCAGAGAGAGUGUUAUCCAGGGCUCUGAGUAGUGUGGCGUCCCUGCUGAGACUCUGGAGGGUUCAGUGUCUGGACCUGACUGAUUUCCAGAUCCAGGGUCACUCUCUCAUCACACUGCUGUGUCACCAGGGACCUCUCUCUCUCAGACUGAACUCAGACACUCUGCAGCAUCUGACUGUAGUUUUGUAUGAAGCUCAGGACAAGGACUUGACUCAGUGGUUCCUGGAGAAGGUUGGUGGAGACCUGACCUCCUGCAGGCUGGACUGGGAAGUGCUUCUCUCUCUGCUGCAGCAUUCAACCCACAACAUCACUGUGGACCUCAGGAAGAACAGGCUUCUAGAGAAGAACAUCUCAGAUCUUCUCCCCUUUCUGGGAAGGGUUACUCUCAAGAGUUCCAGCUUUGUAAAGUCCUCCAUCAGACACAUCUAUGACAGUAGAGACAGUGACUGUGUGUCCAGUUUGUUGAGGUCUUCAGACCAUUGGAUCAACCUGAACAGCAGAGAGCUGGACAGAGUGGACUGUACUGCUCUGUGUUUUACCCUGCAGCACAGCCACCAAGUCAAAGUCAACCUGCUGUGGACCUCCAUACCACCGGGGGAGAUAGAGAGCAUCCUGCCUCUUCUGGAGAGAGUCUCCCAACUCAGUGUUGACAGGAUGUUACUGUUGAGUUUCCUCCAGUGCUGUGCUAUCUCUCAGAUCCAGCAGGGGGCACCAUCAUCACCACCAACAGCAGUAUGGCUGCUCAGGUCUCUGCACAACAUGCUGGACUUCUCCUGCUCCUCCUCUGUGGACCUGUCAGCUCAGGACCAGGAGAAGGCUCUGUGUCUGACCACUGACCACUGCAGGGCCAUCAACUCUGUUCUGAAGCAGAACCAACACAGCACCCAGCUGGUCCAGAACCAGGUCCAACUCAUCCUAAGAGACUGUGAGGUGGAGGACAGAGCACUGAGGGAGCUGCUUCCCAUCCUGCAUAUCGUCAAGCUGAGCCCCAGCAAAGCUCUGCUACUUCAGCUGCUGGACCUUGUGUGUGAGGGGAUUGAAGAGGGGCUGCUGAGGCACGCAGAGUCCCUGUGCAGAUCCCUGGAUGGGGAGCUGGACCUCAGUGAGACCAGGCUGGACCGGAAAGCCUGUGGAUCUCUGGCCCUGGUUCUGGAACACUCAGAGGGUCUGUCAGAACUGGACCUCAGCCACUGUCAACUCACAGACCACCACCUACAGCCCCUGAUCACACACCUGCAUAAAGUACAAGUCCUGGACCUUAGUCACAAUGACAUCACUGAUGCUCUGACUGACAAAAUACUCCAACUGGUCUCUACCAACACUUCAAUACACACCGUACGACUCUUCAACAACAGAAUCCAGGACAGAAGACCCUUCCUGACAGACAAGAGGUUUAACAUCUGGUGAAACAACAUCAGGUCUUAGUCCAGGAAGAGAAGGCUGAAUCCAGGACAGAAGACCCUUCCUGACAGACAAGAGGUUUAACAUCUGGUGAAACAACAUCAGGUCUUAGUCCAGGAAGAGAAGGCUGAAUCCAGGACAGAAGACCCUUCCUGACAGACAAGAUAAUGUUGUAUAAUAACACUAUAAUGUGGAACAUAAACUGAUGGAACAUUUAAUACAAAAGACACACAACAAACUGGUUGUUCCAGCUGGAACAGUCCGAUCAUUUAUAAACUAUAGUCAACAGACUCAUUAAAGAGAUUCUCUGCUACUUUUUGUUUACUUUUUAGCCAGUAGUGCUGAUAGUAACACUCACAAGCCAAAAGUGGUCCCCGAAAAUGUUGUACUACAUCACAUAUGUUCACCACGUCAUUGCUCUCUCUCUCUGCUGUGGCCCGCCCUGCAACCUCAUUGGAUAACCCUGGGCUGGCUUCUUGCUAGCUGUCACUCAAAUACGAGGGGCUGAAGCUCAUUAGAUAGAACUCUAAUUGCCCAUGUGGAGGGAAAUGGAGGGAAAAUGGCGCGGCACAGUUUCAACAAAUUGUCGUUUUCCAUCUUGGGAUUUUUGUGUCUUUUUGAGGUAAGACAGUGAUUAUGUAUGAAUUAGCUACAUAUUGAAACAUCCAGCCCAAAGUGUGAGAUUAAAAAUAA
Molecule: messenger RNA, 3460 nt
Organism: Salvelinus namaycush (lake trout)
Lineage: Eukaryota; Metazoa; Chordata; Actinopteri; Salmoniformes; Salmonidae
Exons: 10
Coding region: 14-2773 (919 amino acids)
Molecular function (GO): protein binding
Source: RefSeq, a predicted model, not a curated record